Enterobius vermicularis (human pinworm) is the source of this 495-nucleotide messenger RNA. The record is from the annotation of a GenBank genome assembly. Lineage: Eukaryota; Metazoa; Nematoda; Chromadorea; Rhabditida; Oxyuridae.
AUGUCCCUUGCGAUUCUGCGCAAUUUUAGCGUUGACUGCUGUUCUGGUGGCGGUUCUGCAAGAAGAAAUCUAUUGUCACUUUACUGUAGUGCGCUAUCUGCUUACCGUCAGAAAUCCAAGAAAGCCGCUUUCGAGCUCCAUGACGAUAAUGAUGAUGGGCUAGGCAAAGACUAUAAGUUGAAAACUGUCAAAUGUGGUAGCCGACGUUUGGAUGUUUUGGCACACAAAGUAACCGGAAAAACCACCGCGCAAAUGGAGAAACUUAUCUUGCUCGGUAAGGUUCGGGUCAACGAAACUGUCGUCAAGAAGAAAGCUCGGAAUGUUGGUGAGGAUGACGUCGUAGAUGUUUGGAACGAGCCAGUCGAAGCAAAUUCGUCACUACUAUACGUUUAUCGGUUUGAGGUUCUUGACUACACCUGGGAUGAUGAAGGAUAUAAACUUAAUUUAAAAUGUUGGAAGAAUUUCCUAGUGAAUAAUUGGAAACAGGAAGGAUGA